CGUAGAUCGGCAAAUCAGUUGUCUCGGUGCAGCGUAUAAGUACGACUGUUUUAUGUUUCUGUCACUGUACGGUGACCGUAGGCUCCCAGUGAAAGUUAAAGAGAAAGGACUGUUGCCGGUGCUGCAGUUGUGCUAUUUGAACGAUCGUCCAAAGUGACCAAAGUGACUUCGUUCUGCUGUAGAAAAAACUUGUAAAAAAAAAAAAAAAAACAAAAGAAUCCCCAUUGAGAAUAGAAAAUCAUCACGAAACUUGCAAUAUACAUAUUUCCAACGCUAAAGAAAUAUAAUCUGCCUAUUAGUUACGCGUUACAAGAAGGCGGUGUUGUGACAUUACACAGUCGUUCCGUGUCUAUCCGUGACUGACUGCGUGUUUUUCACUCUUUCACUUUCUCUGUCUCUCUCUCUCUCUCUCUGUGUGUACAUAUAUAUUUUGUGUGUAGGCGCGCGCGCGCGCUACUGCCUUUAUUUGUGCGUAACAUCUCUCGAAGAUGGAAGUUCUACCGUGUCCCGUGAAUGUGAAUUUUAAUAAUACGAGAGCCGAAAUUGUGGCUGAAGAAUUUGACGGGGCUUGCCAGGCUCUAGCAAAACGAGUGGAAGUUGAACUGAGGAGAGCGAAACACGCGCAGUUAGCAUGCGGGGAGGUUUUGCUGCCAGACGACCUCUUACCUAGAAUAGCUAAAACUGUACUUAGCAUGGCCGAAAAUGAACCUUGUGGUCUAAGAGGUUGUACCUUGUUCAUUAGUUUUGAGACCGACAGCGUGUGCAGGAAACUGUCCAAGAUACAAUGCGACCCUAACACAGUGUCUACGUUUGAAAUUUAUUUGACUUUGAAACAGGAUCACACGUCCUGGCACAUACUGUUGCCUCAGUUUCUGAAAAACCUGACGCGGGGAGGUACCAUUAUGAUCAGCAAAGACUUUACUUUGGAGAAGAAAAAACUGUACAGAUCGUAUCAGCAGACACAAUAAACGAAUCCCGCGACAUCUCGAGAGCCAUUGAUUGAUUGUCUUGAUAAAUGUGAUUAUUCCAAGCUAUUUUCUAGUUAUAUGUAGGCCGUGAUGUGGCCGUAUUUUUACUUUCCAUGCAAAGUGAGCAAAUCAGUUUUUCUGAUACGCCGCGUAUACUUUGCGAUAUAUUUUAUUUAGAGGUAGCUAUAACGAAAGGAAGCAAUGUUGUGAGGAGAAUAAACUGUGAAUGUAAAGAGAAGACGGAGAGGCGGGAAAGGGUGGAAUACGAAAGGCGUUUUGACAAUUGUGAUAGUAAAGCUAAAGAUAAAAG
Messenger RNA from Frieseomelitta varia, 1278 nucleotides. RefSeq names its product protein charybde-like. Lineage: Eukaryota; Metazoa; Arthropoda; Insecta; Hymenoptera; Apidae. Gene Ontology annotation, biological process: regulation of TOR signaling; negative regulation of signal transduction; apoptotic process. The transcript is spliced from 4 exons. The coding region runs from base 489 to 968 and encodes 159 amino acids. The record is from RefSeq and is a predicted model, not a curated record. Gene Ontology annotation, cellular component: cytoplasm.